AUGGCUUCGUCCAAUCUAAAUGAGACUAUUACCAAUCUAGCCAACGACUGUGCUUCAAAGUUGCAAGAAGUAAUCGGACGCGCAUCUCUUUCAGCUAAUAGCCAUCAUGUGGGAUAUAUGCACAACGAGCGCGGUAGGUUUAGUGUAUGGGCCUGGAAUAUCGGUGCUUUCCAGCCUCAGCAAUCUAUGUCGUCCUUGGAUGCACGCCUGAGGGAUGCUCCAAGACAACGGGGGAGUGUGAUUCGAGGUUUGGAAAGGCUGCAAAGCGUUGUUAGUCGAAUUCAACAAAUCAUAGCAGGUGUCAACCAGAAUCGCAAAGCCCAAAGCACACCAGGGGCCAUAGACGAACCAACAAGUGAGCUUGAACAGCUCCUGGCGAACUUGCGCUCUUCCAUAGACCAUCUUUUCAGUUUGUCAACGUUGCUACGCAGGAUGAGGCCUAAAGGGCGUCUUCCUAAGCUAACUGACUUCGUCCCCUCUGAGACUUCCCCAGAUAUCAAGCAUGUGGAAGAUAAAUUCCCCAAAGUCAGACAAUCACCUUGGCUAGCACAGCGCCUGGGUAAUGCCAUCACCAAAAGGCGUCUAAUAAUCCAGUAUAGGCAAAGCCAUCGCCAGAAGCUCUCAGAGGCUUCUCCAAUGCAGGAUGAGACUAAUGCCUCAGCCCGAGCUCAGAGCACCCUGGCAACUACCUUCCAGGAAGGGAAACAACAGGGAAUGACAGAGCAAGAAUCCAGACACUCAAUCUUCACCUCAGCAACAUCCUUUGUUAGUUCAUACGGAGAGGAUCUUGGUCGUCGGAUUCCUGACUUGCCAGAUAUGGUACUUAAUGGUGUUCAGCUGCAAUAUGGUGAGCCGAUAGAAUGCCCGUAUUGUCGGACAAUCCAUGAGGUAGCAGACCGGAAUCAGUGGAGACGACACGUUUUCUCGGAUCUGCAGCCUUACGUUUGCACAUUUAAAGAUUGCACUUCAGAUCUUUUCUCGACCCGCGAAGAAUGGUUUCGUCACGAGAUAAACGCCCACAGGCAAGAUUGGGUUUGUAUCCUGUGCAACGAAGCUGAUACGACAUUUUCAAGCGUGGCCACGUUGAGAAACCACUUCAAAGCCGCGCACAAGGAGGUUAAUAACAAUCAGCUGGAAACGAUUCUAGAAGCCUGCCAGUGCCUAUCAAAGCGUAUGGAUUCCUCUGCAUGCAGCCUAUGCGAUGAAUGGACUCCUCCGGCUGGAAUAUCCCAGAAUAUGAAGGAAUUUUGUCGACAUCUAGCACGUCAUCAGCAGAUGCUUGCCCUGGAGGCCUUGCCUAUCGCAGUGGACGGCUUGGAGCUUAAUAUCUCGGAUUUAGACCGCGACGACAGCGAGGAUCCUGAGGAUACCACACCCACAAUGCUCCAUUGCUUAGUGUGCAAGGCUGUCUGGAGUCUAUCUGGACAUGGUAGAGAGUGCCCCAUAUGUCACGAAGAAGGAUCUAUUUUAUAUGCUCGGGCUUGUGUCGCACUACUACCAGAGGACUGGCAAGAUAUAGUUACUUCAGACGACACAAUCUACUUUUCUGCUGAUGGAACAGUGGUCUGGACAAAUCAAGAGGACGAAGCUGAAGGCACUGAGCAAAGCAUAAUUCCAAGCGACAAGGACCAAAUGCCAACAGUUAAAGGGUUCUUGCACAAUACAGGUAGUCAGGAGGUUCUCUGGCUCGCAGCAUCUCUCUUCGACUUUAAUGCAAUCACUGAUAAGUCUAUCGCUGGGUACCCCUACUUAUGCUAUACAAGUGGAGAGAUAUUUGACGUUAUUAAUGUCUUUAAGAUUGGUAACAAAGGCGGUGACCUAUGGCUUGCAAAGAACCAGGAGGAUCCACAUGAAAAGUUAGGAUGGAUUUGGGAUAAGCAUUUUGCUAGACUUACUGAUAAAUGA
This is a messenger RNA of Fusarium sp. VM40, 1905 nucleotides long. Lineage: Eukaryota; Fungi; Ascomycota; Sordariomycetes; Hypocreales; Nectriaceae. The record is from the annotation of a GenBank genome assembly.